AUGGAGCGCUACUUCAGAUAUUCAAGUGCAGAAUACAUACCCGGAUAUGAUUGUAGAAUGUCUCGCAAAAGUGGAACAACGAAUUAUAUACUGGGUGCGAUUUUCAUAUUGUUCGGAAUUAUUGUGCAGAUUGCUUAUUUUCUCGAAUUCCUCGUAAUGGCUGGAAAGCAGAACCGCCGCCUUUCAUGCUACAAAAUCAUGAUAUCGUUAGGGUUAUAUGAUAUGGGCAGUAUGUGGAUCAAUUCCAUGCUUACCGGUUAUUUUUGGAUUACUGGAGCAAACUACUGCACAAAUCCAAAUUUGAUCUAUAUUACUGGUUCCCUCGCAUUAGCUUUCUGGUGUGCUUCUUGUAUGAAUUGUUUCAUACUGGUAAUCUUUCGCAUACUGGAGCUGUGCAACAAACCGCUAAUGGAACUGUUAUUUAUGGAAUCGAGAACGUACCUCGUGUUAAUAAUUCCCUUUCUAUAUGGUCUGUACUUCUGUCUCUACACAAAACCCCUGCUUUUCAAUUCCGACCACCAGUCAUGGUUUUUCUUCACAUUUAUGCAAAAUCACAGAAUGGAAGAAUACUUCAACUACUCGCAAACUGUGAACAAUAUACUUGUUGUAGCAGUAACGUGUUUACUAUACCUCCAAUAUUUUCGAAUUCUGCUGCAAUUCUCGAAGCUCAGCAGUGGAUUGUCGUGGACGCAAAGAUCGGUUUUCUUGCAAUGCGCCAGCAUAUGUCUUAUCAAUCUUUUGUACGCAUCUAUAUCAGUCUAUUCUAAUAUUGUUCCUACGCCUUCUUACUUCGUUUACAUAUCACAUUUGUGUUGGCAACUAGGAAAUGCAUUUCCGGCUUUCGUUUACCUGGUGCUCAAUCGAACUAUAAGAAAGGAAGUAUUCGCUCUUUUACGAUUUCGUAAAGAACUAUUACAAACGAAAGUCAUUCAGUCAUCACGAACAACACCUUUCUUUCAUAAAACAUAG
Molecule: messenger RNA, 969 nt
Organism: Cylicocyclus nassatus
Lineage: Eukaryota; Metazoa; Nematoda; Chromadorea; Rhabditida; Strongylidae
Source: the annotation of a GenBank genome assembly